UUCCUCUAAAGUCAGCUGAUUUAAUCGGCUGACUGUUGACAUCGAUUCUACCGAGGUCAAAAAAAACUCUAACAAAAGUAAAUUCUGAAAGUUAAAUCGACGGUCGCUUUAAGUUUGUUUCAUUUGAAACCGUCCUCUGGCAUUUCAGGGUAACUUUAACCCAACCAGCGACUGCUCAGAAAAUGGUUUCUUUACUUUUCUGCGGUCCUAAACUGGCAGCGUGUGGACUGGUGCUGAGCAUUUGGGGAGUUAUUAUGCUGGCAUUGCUGGGGAUUUUUUUCACCACCCAUUCAGCUAUUCUUAUAGAGGACGUGCCUUUGACAGAGGAAGACUUACACAGCCAGGACACGCCACCGCAAAGCGUCUAUAAACUGUACAACCAAGUGGGAUACAACUGCUUCAUUGCAGCAGUAAUCUACGUUGGCAUAGGAUUCCUGUCAUUUUGUCAGGUUCGCCUGAACAAGCGCAAGGAAUAUCUGGUGCAUUAGUACAUGUGAUUGGAGUUUAAACUCUACCUGUCCAUUCCCUCAUUGUGUCUAUAUCUAAUAAUGCUGUAAUUGCUUUCAACUGAAUGUGGAUGUGUAAAAUGGAAUGAGAUUAUGUACUUUACUCUUGCCUUUCUGUCUAGAAGUUUAAUCGAGUGAGUUUAAUCGUGUAUGUGCAGUGCCUUAUUAAUUUGCCUUUUAUAGUGCUGUUUGUAUAUGUGGUCCUGUUAAACCUUUAAAUGUCUACUAUCUGCAAAUGCUGUUGAUAAAUUAUUGCCAUUUUAUUUAUACACGUGUCAAAUCUCAGUAGGUGAAUAUUAGGUGGAAAUCGACAUGGUGCUGUUUUCACAAUAAAUGAUUCAUUCAAAUUUG
This is a messenger RNA of Danio aesculapii, 857 nucleotides long. It is a transcript of the gene rnaseka, whose product is annotated as ribonuclease, RNase K a. NCBI's taxonomy places the organism in Eukaryota, Metazoa, Chordata, Actinopteri, Cypriniformes, Danionidae. The coding region runs from base 183 to 488 and encodes 101 amino acids. The record is from RefSeq and is a predicted model, not a curated record. Gene Ontology annotation, molecular function: RNA endonuclease activity. The transcript has 3 exons.